UUGAGUUAUCCCCCUUCGAUCAACUGCAAAAUGGCUGACCAAAGUAAAGUGUACAAUUCUCCCCUUGAUGAAGGGCCUUUAGACGACGGAACCAGAGAUGCUUUGACAGAAGGUUUAGUAGAUUUAUUACGACCAGCAGUGGAAGAGAUAGAUGACAGAGUAAAAUGUGUUCGAGAAAGUCAAAUGGAAUUAAGACAACAAAUUGAUAGUGUCGCAGAUGAUUUGAAAAAGGUCAAUGAGAUUGAAGCAGUACCUGUAGAUUUAGAACCAUAUGUCAAGAAAUUAAAUAAUUCACGUAGAAGAGUUAUGCUAGUUAAUAAUAUACUACAAAAUGUUCAGGACCGAUUAAAUAAACUACAUACAAAUGUAUCCAAAGAAACAGCCAGAAAGAAGACAUUGUUAGAUCCAGGUGCAAGUUUUAAAUAAUGUGUGAUUUUAGAAACAGUCUUUUUAAGUGACAUUUGUGAACUAUUGUGAAAUACAAAUCAAAUUUUGUUAUUAUUGAUUGGGGAUUCCAGUUUGAAAAAAAAUACUACAUUACCAAAAAUAUAUAUGUAAAUUAAAGAAAUGUACAUCUUCUCCAUAUAGCCAGGAUUUUAAUAUUCAUAUGGUAGUACUUGCAGUUGUAUGAUGAGAGAGAGAGGGGGAGAGAGUGAGUGAGCGAUAGACCCUUUUCCCUGUCAUGUACAAGCGGGGAAUUGAAACUACACCAUUUGACUCCAUGACAGACCUUGUGAUCUAAUGAGCACUCAUUAUGUCAUUAGGUCAUCCAACCACCCUGUAAGAUGAGUAACCUUAGGACUGGAUGAUGAUCAAUUCAUAAAACAAGGGAACAACAUAAUACAUCACUCGACAAACCUCGGCAGACUCCCGUACCCUACAUCUAGCCUUGGCUGUAUGAUGGUAAGUGAUAUGUCCCUAUACCUAUACAAUUUCGAUGCAACUACCGGUUUACUUAAAAGGAAAACUUGGCGCUUUUAGAAAGAAGUUCUCAAAAUUGUGUUGUUCGAAGAGUGUGUAGAGUUUUCAUUGCAAAGUUGUCCAAUAUUUAAAGAAAAUCGGAUAAACUUGAAAGAAAAACAGCUUCAGAUAUAGAAAGCUUUGUAUGAUAAAACACUCUUCACAGGCAUCUUCAUGGGUGAGGCCAUUUUGUAAUCCGGGAACUUGUAAGUAGUUCUAAUGGUGGAAUUUGUCAUACAGCUGAGGCUAGAUGUAGGAUAUUGGAGUCUGCUGAGGUUGGCAGAGUGCAUAAUACAUAUCUUGCCUGUGAUCUUGUGAUAAAUAAUAGUCUUGAUUGCUCCAGUUCAAAUUGUCUCCAAUAUUCGUUAAAAGUCAAAGUGGAGUCAAUUUGGCUAGAGUAUACAAGACUAAUAAAAUAUUCCUUCAAUGUAAUGCUUUUAGCAAUUCCCAAUGUAGUACUUCAUAUUUUUUAAAGGCCAGCAUAUAUUUCAAGCAAUUGCAAUAGAAGUCUCAAACAUAGGCACAUUUGAAAGAUAUAAAUCUCAGUUCAGUCACAAUAAUUCAUGUAUGAUCAUGGGAUGUGGUUGAUUUGCUUAUGACUAGCCGUAUAAGGUGCAUGUUCCUCAGACUAAUGCUUGUUUAUAUGCUAUUGUGUUUUUUUCUAAAAUAUGUUUUAUUCACCAUAUAUAAAUGGGAGAUCUACAGACAGGUAAAAUACCUGUCAGACCCCUUUGGCUAUUCUGUUAUGCUGAGGUAAUAUAUACGUAAUUUUAUUAAUGACAAUAAAUAUUAUUAUGUUA
Messenger RNA from Patella vulgata (common limpet), 1760 nucleotides. Its product is annotated as SNARE-associated protein Snapin. Gene Ontology annotation, molecular function: SNARE binding. The transcript is spliced from 4 exons. The record is from RefSeq and is a predicted model, not a curated record. Gene Ontology annotation, cellular component: BLOC-1 complex; BORC complex; synaptic vesicle. Bases 31 to 426 code for a protein of 131 amino acids. Gene Ontology annotation, biological process: lysosome localization; synaptic vesicle exocytosis; endosome to lysosome transport. NCBI's taxonomy places the organism in Eukaryota, Metazoa, Mollusca, Gastropoda, Patellidae.